Messenger RNA from Tinamus guttatus (white-throated tinamou), 1437 nucleotides. The record is from RefSeq and is a predicted model, not a curated record. NCBI's taxonomy places the organism in Eukaryota, Metazoa, Chordata, Aves, Tinamiformes, Tinamidae.
GCAUAGACAUCCUGAAGCUCGUGGCAGCCCAGGUGGGGAGCCAGUGGAAGGAUAUCUACCAAUUCCUGUGCAACGCCAGCGAGAGGGAGGUGGCCGCCUUCUCCAACGGCUACACGGCCGACCACGAACGGGCCUACGCGGCCUUGCAGCACUGGACCAUCCGCGGGCCCGAGGCCAGCCUGGCGCAGCUCAUCAGCGCCCUGCGCCAGCACAGGCGCAACGACGUCGUGGAGAAGAUCAGGGGCCUCAUGGAAGACACCACCACGCUGGAACCUGACAAGCUGGCGCUCCCGGUGAGCCCCAGCCCGCUCAGCCCCACGGCCAGCCCCGCGCCGAAGCCCCCCGAGGCGGCCACCCUCACCGUGGAGCCCUCUCCGUCGGAGAAGAAGUGCUUCUUCGUGGACGAGUCGGAGCCCCUGCUGCGCUGCGACUCCACGUCCAGCGGCUCCUCCGCGCUCAGCCGCACGGGCUCUUUCAUUACCAAAGAAAAGAAGGACACCGUCUUGCGCCAGGUGCGCUUGGACCCCUGCGACCUGCAGCCCAUCUUCGAUGACAUGCUGCACAUCCUGAACCCCGAGGAGCUCCACGUCAUCGAGGAGAUCCCACAAGCCGAAGACAAGCUGGACAGGCUAUUUGAGAUCGCCGGAGUCAAGAGCCAGGAAGCCAGCCAGACCCUCCUGGACUCUGUCUAUAGCCACCUUCCCGACUUACUGUAGGCAUUGGUCACCACGCACUCUCGAAUAUCUGCUAGAACUAGCUUGGCACUCGUUAAGAUGAUCGACAAUAUGCAGACAGGUUUUGUUGUAGAAUACAUGGCCAGUAUUUUCUUUGAGGUGUCGUUGGUUUCUGGAGGGGGACAGUUUGCGAGCAUUGCACCUUUCAACCUUAACUAUUGCUCAAUUAAAGUCUUUGCACCCUCUGCUCCCUUCCGAGUCUUUCUUUUCUUGCUCUCCUUCCAAUCGGAUCAGUCAAUGCACUUUAAAAUGCAGUUAAUGAACUAGAAGACCACAAAUCUGGUGUAAUUUAUACAUUGAAUCGGGGAUCACUCUGUAACACAUUUCAGUUCUGUCAAAACUGUUAUUCUGAAUGGCUCUCUCCUGCUACCUCCCUUCUGCCUUGGAGUGGUAAAUGGUAAACCAUGCAAAACUGAUUGUUGCUGUUACCUUCUCUAAUGCGUCUAGCUUCCCCCAAGUUGACUUUUUUAAUGUACUAUUGUAUAGCUCAUGUUCAUUGCUGAAAUUUUACUAGCACGGUUAUUUAUUGUAUGGUUUCACCUGGACAACGCAUUGUGCUCCUAUAAGCUAAAGCAGAAGUGUUUUAAUGAAAUUAAGAGGUUCAGUUCCACCAACCUUCAAGAUUAUAAAAUGGCCCUUUGCCUGCGGUCGAAUGUAACCCAAACGAGGAGUAUCUUGCCUUGCCACUUAAGAGAACAGCAGG